AUGAUGAGUGCCGCUGAGCGGAUCAAGGCCUCUGAAUGGACCCCAGCAGCAAGACCUACUGCAGCCUCGCUAAGAGGCGGCCCCUUCCCAAGCUCAAAUCAACGCUCUGGUCCUGAUUUGAGCUCACCCUCUCCUCCUGUCAACCUUUCUGUCAAUUCGUCCAUGUCUUCGUCAACAGAUACAGUCACCAAGGGCACUCUAGGGUUCAGAGGCGAACCAGCACGCACUGACGCAGAAAGGACUUUCAAGGAGAAGGCAGUUCCGGUUCUGGAAUCUAGGGAUGCCAUGGACGCUGCGUCCAGGGCCGUUCCUCCAGCUGCUACGAUCUUUCGUCCUAAAGAGCCAGUGUCGACCCGAAAACGCUCAAACCGGGAAAGUAUCAUUAUGCUGAAGGCGUCAGCUGUCAACGGCUUCAAGUUUCCACCUUGGGAGAAGAAUCCAACCCCCGAUGAAUUCUCGGUAAUAGAUGGAGCUCCCUCAUUCAUGGAUUCUCGCGAUCUCAGUCUGUCUUCCUAUCAGCAAGAAUUAUUCGCAGGAUGGGUGCGCGCUGCUGAAGCUCUCCCGCCUGCCUCGAUGUAUCCUCAUGGCAAGAAUGGCCGGGGCCCGGUGAUGGUAUCUGACCCUCCUAUUGACCUCGUCCAAGACGCAGCAACAGACUGCUCUGUCGUAGCCAGCCUAUGUGCUGCUGUUGCUCGAGCUGAGCGGGGCCAUGAUCAGCUGCUCUCCAAAAUCAUCUGGCCAUAUGAUGAAAAGAGCGGCUGCCCACUGUUGUCUCCGAAUGGUAAAUAUGUUGUACGCUUGAACUUCAACGGCUGCUGGCGGAAGGUUGUCAUCGAUGAUCGAUUGCCUGUGUCUAAAACCCACCGACUCCUACACGUCAUCGAUCGACACAAUCCAUCCUUGUUGUGGCCAGCCCUCAUAGAGAAGGCAUAUCUUAAAACCCGGGGUGGCUAUGACUUUCCGGGAAGUAAUUCUUGUAACGACUUAUGGACAUUGACCGGUUGGAUACCGGAAGAAGUAUAUUUGCAAGAGGCGGAGACCGUCCCCAAUAAGCUCUGGAGGCGGAUAUACAACUCAUUCCGACAUGGAGACGUUCUAGUCACGCUGGGGACUGGUAAGUUGUCCCAUGCGCAGGAGUACGAGUUUGGCUUGGAGAGUCAGCACAGCUAUGUGGUAUUGGACAUGAAAGAAACGGAUGACGACCGGUUGUUCCUUGUCAAGAACCCUUGGUUGGAGGGCAAGGGAUGGCGUGGGGACCACACUACAGAUGGACAGACCCAGGGUGAAUCCCUUCCCGAACCUACUGAUGGCACUGCCAUGAUUGCUCCAUCCAGCGGCAGCGGCCAACCGACAACGUUCUGGAUCGGGCUUCACCAAGUCAUACAACAUUACGAGCGUCUAUACCUGAACUGGAACCCAGGCUUGUUCCGUCAUCGCCAAGAUAUACAUUUCGAAUGGACCCUCGAUGGUGAAUCCAAUCGGCGAGUAGGCACAUGCAUUGCCAACCAGCCUCAAUUCGCGUUCGCAUCAAAAGGUACGGAUAUCGUCUACUUUCUGCUCUCUCGGCAUUUCCGUGAUAGACCUGGAAACCCGAACGAUGAGUCCGCACACGGAGCUGGUCCACAAGACACCCAUCGCCCUCCGGGAGACGUACUAGAGGGGUUCAUGAGUAUCUCAGUCUAUGACGGCAAGGGACAGCAUAUGUACGUCAAAGAUCUGGAUGUGGAGCGCGCACCUUAUGUGAAUACUCCUCAAUGCCUCUUGCGAUGGGAUCCACAAGCGGGGAAGACCUAUACAGUGGUGAUUGAUCAGGACGAAUUUCCGGAGGGAACAUGUACCUUUUCUCUAUCGGCAUUUUCCAAUGCGCAGCUGUCUCUCGAACCAGCAACAAGGUUCUAUCCUUGCCAGCAGGUCGUCCAAGGUGCAUGGACCAGCCAUACAGCUGGUGGAGAUGCUCAGACACCGACCUACUACAGGAAUCCUCAGUAUGCAUUGGAAGUUCGACAUCCGACCUCUCUGGCCAUGUUGCUGACAAGUACGACGCACUCGAACCCGCUCAAUGUGAAGCUUACAUUAGGCCGUGGGAAACGGGUGUAUCGCCUGCAAAGUCGAGAUGUAGUGGCCGACUCGGGCAACUACAAGGGAGGAUGCGCAUUCGCCUCGUGCAAGGAUCUUCAACCGGGGCUUUACACGGUCAUAUGCUCUCUCUUCGAAGCUGAAAAGACGGGAGACUACGUUUUACGGGUCGACAGCACUGAUGAAGUGGUAUUGAAAGCCAUACCGCGCGAUGGGGCAGGACUUUUGGCAAUGAAAAUUGCUCCAGCUCGCUUUGCACCGGGGGUUCACAAGCUAGCGGUUCCGAUCCGGCCGCGGCGACUGGUGACGGUCACAAUGGCCGCUCAGUCUCUGAAAGCGGCCAACACACACACGCAGCGGGCGAGGAAGGUCAGCCGAAGUGGAAACCCAUGGCGAUUGAGUAUCGAGCAGGGGCGGGGACCGAACCGCAGGUUUCUGCUGAGCAGUGAAGACGGGGAGUACUCGGAUAGUGUCAUGAUACGGACGGAACCUGUCGACUUGGAACCGUCGAUGCUGAUGUAUGCAGAUAUGUUCGUGGUCAUCGAACGUCUUUCCAGCCCUAGCGGACCCAUGGAGGAGUGGUACGAGGUGGAGAUGCUGACCGACGUACCUGAUGCAUUCGACAUCGGCGGUUGGCAAGAGCGUGACAAUUGA
This is a messenger RNA of Westerdykella ornata, 2730 nucleotides long. Its product is annotated as cysteine proteinase. The coding region runs from base 1 to 2730 and encodes 909 amino acids. The transcript is spliced from 4 exons. Gene Ontology annotation, biological process: proteolysis. Lineage: Eukaryota; Fungi; Ascomycota; Dothideomycetes; Pleosporales; Sporormiaceae. The record is from RefSeq and is a predicted model, not a curated record. Gene Ontology annotation, molecular function: calcium-dependent cysteine-type endopeptidase activity.